Candidozyma haemuli is the source of this 1089-nucleotide messenger RNA. RefSeq names its product uroporphyrinogen decarboxylase. Gene Ontology annotation, biological process: heme biosynthetic process. NCBI's taxonomy places the organism in Eukaryota, Fungi, Ascomycota, Pichiomycetes, Serinales, Metschnikowiaceae. The record is from RefSeq and is a predicted model, not a curated record. The transcript is spliced from 2 exons. Gene Ontology annotation, cellular component: cytosol. The coding region runs from base 1 to 1089 and encodes 362 amino acids. Gene Ontology annotation, molecular function: uroporphyrinogen decarboxylase activity.
AUGCCUUCGUUUGAACCAUUGAAAAACGACUUAUUAUUAAGAGCCGCCAAAGGCGAAAAGGUCGAAAGACCUCCUAUUUGGAUCAUGAGACAAGCAGGUCGUUACUUGCCUGAAUAUCAUGAAGUUAAAGGAGGCAGAGACUUCUUUGAGACUUGCAGAGAUGCAGAGAUUGCUUCUGAGAUCACCAUCCAGCCAGUAGACCACUUCGACGGUCUUAUUGAUGCUGCCAUUAUCUUCUCUGAUAUCUUGGUGAUCCCACAAGCUAUGGGCUUUGAAAUCAACAUGAUCGAGGGUAAAGGUCCUGUUUUCGCUGACCCUUUGAGAUCUCCAAAGGACAUUGAACGUAUCAACUUGAAGCCAGACGUGGUGAAGUCUUUGGACUGGGCAUACAAGGCCAUUACGCUUACAAGAACCAAAUUGAAGGGUAGAGUGCCAUUGUUGGGUUUCUGUGGUGCUCCAUGGACGCUUUUGGUGUACAUGACUGAGGGUCAGGGCUCUAAGAUGUUCCGUUUCGCCAAGCAGUGGCUUUACGAGUUCACCAAGGAGUCUCACCAGUUGCUCCAGGCUGUGACUGACGCCUGUAUUGAGUUCUUGGCCCAACAGGUCGUUGCAGGUGCUCAGAUGUUGCAGGUGUUUGAGUCUUGGGCCGGCGAGUUGGGCCCUCACGAGUUUGACGAGUUCUGCUUGCCUUACUUGCGCCAGAUCGCUGCUAAAUUGCCAAAGAGACUUGAGGAGCUCGGCGUCAAGGAGAAGAUCCCACUCACAGUGUUUGCCAAGGGUGCUUGGUACGCUUUGGACGAAUUGUGCGAGUCUGGCUACGACACUGUGUCGUUAGACUGGCUCUACAAGCCGGAAGACGCCGUCAAGAUCGUCAAUGGCAGAAGAAUCACAUUGCAAGGUAACUUGGACCCAGGUAUCAUCUACGGUUCCGACGAGGUGAUUUCGCAAAAGGUCGAGCAGAUGAUCAAGGGAUUCGGUGGCGGCAAGCAGAACUACAUUGUCAACUUUGGCCAUGGUACCCACCCAUUCAUGAAGCCCGAGAAGAUCGAGCACUUCCUCAAAGAGUGCCACCGUUUCGGCUCUGCCUAA